GCAAACCCAGAGCUGGCCGCUAUAUGGGCCGUAGGACAGCGUAUUUGGCAGCGAGACUUUCCAGGGAUCUACGCUACUAUUGCUGCUUACCAGUGGUCUGAAAGCAUUCUCCCUGUGAUGGAAGCUUUAAGAGCCAUCGAAUUUGUACAGCAAAAGGCUACAAAGUGACCAUUGACAUGGACAUUCAGCGAACAUCCUCUUUGGUGGGGUCUCCUGGGUCCAUGGAGAGCCUUGAGAAACAGCUAAGUUGCCCAAUUUGUCUGGACAUGUUCACCAAACCAGUGGUGAUUCUGCCCUGUCAGCAUAACCUGUGUCGAGGAUGUGCUAGUGAUCUUUAUGACUCUCGAAAUCCUUAUCGUUUCUCUGGUGGUGUAUUCCGGUGCCCUACUUGCCGCUUUGAAGUGGUUCUUGAUCGUCAUGGCGUGCAUGGACUUCAGAGAAAUCUUCUAGUUGAGAACAUAAUUGACAUAUACAAACAGCAGCAGGAAGGUGGAGGUGGAGGCAGCACCACAGAAACGCCAAUAAAACCCAAAAGCUCCAGGGAGCCAAUGUGCCAAGAGCACGAGGAUGAGAAGAUCAACAUCUACUGUGUGAAUCACCAAAUUCCCACUUGUUCCAUGUGUAAGGUGUUUGGCCAACAUAAAGACUGUGAGGUGUCACCACUUGCUAGUGUCUAUCAAGCUCAAAAAGGAGAGCUGAGUAAUGCCAUCGAUGGCCUUGUAGCAGUGAAUGGUCGCCUUCAAGCAUUGCUUAACCAGAUGGAGGAGGCCUGCACAGCUGUUCAGGGCAAUGCUCAACGUGCCAAGCAAAGGCUUGGUGAAUGCUUCGAUUCUCUGUAUGCAGCCUUAGAAGAGCGUAAGAGUGCCCUCUUGGAACGUAUAAGCAAGGAGCAGGAUGAGAAGAUAUCUGCCCUCAGGAAUCUGGCCAGGCGUUAUGGGGAUCGACUUCAGGCAGCCACAGAGUUAACAGACACGGCAGUGCAGGCGCUGGAGCAAAGCGGUGCUGCAGAGUUCCUGCUGGCCUCCAAGAACCUGAUCUCCCAGACAAAGGACGUGACGAAGAGUGCACUGGCUGAAGAAAGGCCUGAGCCAGGCUUUGAAAGAAUGGACCAUUUCACUCUGGAUACAGAACAAGUGGAGACUUUGUUGUCCAAGAUGGACUUUGGAGGAGACAAUGAUGAGGAAUUUGAAGAUGCUGAAAAUCAGGAAGAGGAGUGAAUGGGUUGCACUGAAGCAGUGUGUGAGUGUCUUCGAGGGAAAAUGGGAUGGGAUAAAGGACAAGUAGAUUAAACAAGGACUGUGUCUAUGAGAGGGAAGAGGGUUUAAUGUUUAUAUAUCACUGCCAAGCAGUGUCAGCAUUAAACCUAGUGCCAUUUUUAUACUUUUUAUAAUGGAGAGUAGUUGCUGUUGUCACUC
Molecule: messenger RNA, 1415 nt
Organism: Carassius carassius (crucian carp)
Lineage: Eukaryota; Metazoa; Chordata; Actinopteri; Cypriniformes; Cyprinidae
Product: E3 ubiquitin-protein ligase TRIM63-like
Exons: 2
Coding region: 177-1217 (346 amino acids)
Molecular function (GO): zinc ion binding
Source: RefSeq, a predicted model, not a curated record